This is a messenger RNA of Cylicocyclus nassatus, 240 nucleotides long. The record is from the annotation of a GenBank genome assembly. Lineage: Eukaryota; Metazoa; Nematoda; Chromadorea; Rhabditida; Strongylidae.
AUGGCACUCUUGAAGCGCUUUGAACGCUGCGUCCAUCAUCACAGCACUACGAGAACAGGAAGAACCGCGAACGAUGCAAAAAUCGCAAAACACAUACCGGUGCAUCGGUGUACAACAUGCUGUGAAUAUGACCGGACCCCAAAGAAACCAGAAUGGGUAUUUUCCGAGUAUCAAGCCAUACUGAUAGAACAUCUCCACCAUCCAAUCCUCGAAUUUCUUUCCAUAUUCGGACAAAAGUGA